This is a messenger RNA of Vollenhovia emeryi, 1912 nucleotides long. RefSeq lists its product as uncharacterized. Bases 211 to 1863 code for a protein of 550 amino acids. Gene Ontology annotation, molecular function: zinc ion binding; nucleic acid binding. Lineage: Eukaryota; Metazoa; Arthropoda; Insecta; Hymenoptera; Formicidae. The record is from RefSeq and is a predicted model, not a curated record. The transcript has a single exon.
UCCGAUUGGACAGCGAGGCUAGAAGGGUGUUUUUGUCCGGACUGUGAAAUUUGAGAGACGAGGAGGUGUUUUGAGACGAUUUUACGGGAUAGGAGGCACGAUAAGGGAGGUAGUUGGUGUAGUAAUCCCGCGGGGGAAAAAGGGUAGACGCGCGGAUAAUUAAUUAAAAAGGGAGGCCCUCAUCGGAUGAGGUGCCGGCUAGGUUAGGAGAUGAAGAACGAGGAGGGUAUGAACGUGGAGGACCCGAAGAAGGACGGGACCCUACAGAUGGAAGAUCCGCAGAAAAACGAGACGACUAAAAGAAAGUGGCAGGUACAGGACGAGGGAAAAAAAGAAGAAGGAAUUAAGAAAAGAGGAAUUGAACCCAGUAACACAGGCUGGGUAGGAGAUGAAGAGACGUGGAAUUUUGUAAGGGUAGGCAAACCGGUGUAUGACUCAUCUAGGGAGGAACCGGCUGCCACGUAUUACAACUUUGAGGAACAGCUGCAGAAGGUACCAUGGGAAGACCAAAUGGAAAGGGAAAAAGCUAGGGUGAUGGAAGCGGAAUUUUUUGGAAAAUUCCGUGGUCCGGAAGAGGAAGAGGUUUCUAUAAUGUUCAGGUUGAAUAAGAAGAUUAUGACUGAAAAAAAAGGACUGAACUUUUCCAAAUGUUUAUUUAUAUUGCAUAAGGCAAAAUACAGGCCGUCGAAAGCGGAAAUGAUCAACAAUAGUACGGCUAAACUCGUUUUUAAAAAUGCAACGGACGCGAAUGACUGUUUGAAGAGCUUCCCACAGAACUCGCCGUUCGCUACGGCAUUUAUAGACAGACACGAGGUUAGCAGCAAGGGAGUGAUACGCGAUUGGCCAAAUGGAAUACCUGAACUAUACGAAGCUCUCGAUGAGAGAAGUAAUAUAGUCAGAAUGGAGAGGAUAAGAAGGAGAGUAUGGAACAAGGAGAAUCAGUUAAGAGUCCUGAUCCCCACAAGUAACAUUAUGAUUCUAUUUAAGGGAAAAAAGAUGCCGGACAGCUUAGGCAUAUUUAACAGCAUGGCCCGAAUCAGGGUGAGUCCUUAUGUGGAGACGGUAAGACAGUGCUACCGGUGCUACAAGUUCGGUCACUUCAAGAGUAAUUGCAAGUCAAAUGAGAAAUGUAUAAUCUGCGGUCAAGACGAGCACGGUGAGUGCCAAUCAUUGGAGAAAUGCGUAAAUUGUGGAGAUAACCACAAAUCUACGUACAAAGGUUGCUCGGAGUAUAGAAGGAAUAAAGACCUAAUGACAAUAAGGGCAUAUAACAAUUGUUCGUUUUAUGAAGCAGAGAAACUAGUACAUGGAAAAGAGAACAAGUAUACAGCACACUUUGAGGGAUACAGAAAUAUGGAAAGCUGGCCUACGAUGCAGGAGACGUAUGCGACAGUGACAAAAGGAGACAACACAGUAAGAAAACAAGUAGAAGACAGGAAAAAAACAGAAAGCAGACAGGGAGAGACAGAAAGAAAUAGAAGACCAGGAAUGACAGUGCUGAAGAGAAGCACGGCGCCAAUUGCGAAGGGAAGAGAGAGAGAAGAAGUAAGGCAUUAUUACAAGAUGUUUGACACAAGAGCGGAGGAGAUCACUAAGGAUAAAUGGGGAAUAAUGAACAGAGCAAGAAGAGAGGAUACUAGGGUAGAAGAAGAUGCAAGAGAACGGGCACGAGAAACAAAAGAAGAUAUAACGGAGGGAAGAAUAGAAAAGGAGAAAACGGAUAGGGAAGAAACUAUGCACAAAAGAGAAAGAAUGGUACAGAGAGCUGACAAAACAAGAUGGAUGGCGAACAACGUAAGAAGACUGAGAUAUAUGACUGAGUAUACACAGAAGGAUAUUAAAAAAAUAUACACAGACUUAUAAAUACUAUCAACAUAAUGAUAAAUUUAGUUAUAUGGAACGCAAGAGGCAU